Orcinus orca (killer whale) is the source of this 4596-nucleotide messenger RNA. RefSeq names its product RNA binding motif protein 43 (gene RBM43). The record is from RefSeq and is a predicted model, not a curated record. The coding region runs from base 473 to 1507 and encodes 344 amino acids. The transcript has 4 exons. Lineage: Eukaryota; Metazoa; Chordata; Mammalia; Artiodactyla; Delphinidae. Gene Ontology annotation, molecular function: RNA binding.
GUGAGCUCUCUUUUAGCAGGGACCUUUCAUCCUGUGCUCUGCGCACCUGGCCACUGGUCCUGGACAGGGGACGAGAGGAGAAACAGGCGUGGUGCGGUGAGAACACAACUAGGGAGAUAAAGAUGGCAUAGGAAGGACGAUCCACUGCCCACAGGACAGACACAGCACCCGGAGAAUCCCCGCAUUCCCGCGGGGGAAUCCCCCCCCCCGCCCCGACCUCUCUCCAGCUUGAUUUCAAAAGUUGCGAAACUACUGAGGGCGUCCGGAGAGCAACUGCCCCAGGUCCGGGCGCUCAUCCCGAGGCCCCGAGACCCCGAGGCCGCAGAACCGCGGGGUGGGGUGGAGGGGCUGUCUCCAAACGAGCGGGAACAGAAAACCGAAACCAAAACCCGUCAGCCAGCUCCCGCCGCGCCGCCCGCGCUCCGCUAGCUCUGGGCCCCGCCGGCCGCCGAGGGCGCGUCUCUCUUCCGCCAUGGCAUCAGUUUUGAAGGUCAAGGAAUCCGAAGCUUCUGAAAGAACAAUUGUAGUUGCUGGUCUUCCAGUUUGUUCCGUUAAUGAUCAGUCGCUGACCGUAUUAGUGAAGAGUCACUUUCAAGAUAUUGAGAAUGAGGGUGGAGUUGUUGAAGAUGUGAUAUAUCCAACAAGAACCAAGGGAGUUGCAUAUGUAACAUUCAAAGAAAAAAAAGUUGCAGAGAAUGUCAUCAGAAAAGAGAAACACUAUCUAGCAGAGAUGGUCAGACCCGCUCAACUCACCGUCUCCCAUUUUAGUGAAAAGGUCUUCAGCUCUGUAAAUGCUGUCCUUGAUCUUUCUGUUUUUCGGAGUCAAAUUGGUCUGAGAAGUCUGGUAAUGGACCUGAAAAGGGAAAUCCCAGCUUUAUGCUUCAGUCCUUUGGAAGCCAAUGGAAGAAUCUCCGUUCAAGGAUCAUUUCUGGCUAUCAAGAAGCUCAAAGAGUCUUUGCUAUUAAAAGCAAGUUCUCUUUUAGAAAAAAACAGGAAUAGACAGAGCCCCAGAGGGAGUACAUGGAAAAGUAGUCACUCUUUAAAGCCACCCAGGUCCUCAACACCUGAGACUAUGAGAAGAGGAGAAAGGCUUGUUCUCGACACAGAUAUUUUCCUUUACCUGAAAAAGACGAGCGGAUUUUAUGAAAGCACACUGAAAAAAUUUCAUGCUGUAUGUCAAGAGACAGUGGAUGGUGAAAUUACCACACUUUGUAUAAGGAAUGCUCAAGGUGGUUCUCAGCCAAACAAUGAAAAACAGGUAAAAGAGCUCAUUGAGAAAUAUUCACAUGCUCUUCACUUCGAGCUUAGAAAGGAGACAUUUAUUUUGGAAGGAAAGGAAAAUAGAGAGAAAAGAAAUAUUAAGCUGGCAUGUAAGCAACUAAGUUCAAGGUACCUUCAGGUUCUGGUUAAUUUUUAUCAUACGCACAUUGACAUUAUAGGAUCUUCUUCUGACACGUACUUGUUUAAAAAAGAGGUCAUGAAAUUAAUAAGGCAGAAAGUUAGGUAAUAAAAUCCUCAGCAAUAGUAAUAAGAACGGCUGCUGCCUUCCCUUACUGAGCAGUGGUGAUGUCAUGAGUGAUCCCAGCUUUACAGACAUUAUCUCAUUUAAUUCUUUUUUUUUUUUUUUUUUGGCUGCACCGCACAGCUUGCGGGAUCUUAGUUUCCCAACCAGGGGUCAAACCUGGGCCCCCUGCCGUGGAAGUGUGGAGUCCUAACCACUGGAUGCCAGGGAAUUCCCUAUCUCAUUUAAUUCUUGUGAACAUCUUUCAUCACAGGCAUUUCCAUCCUCAUGUUAUAGGGGAAGAAACUAGGAUUUGAAUAGGUGAAACACUUGUCUGAAGUUAUCUACCUGCCCAUCAGCAGGAGUUAAACCCAAAGAUAAUAUCUAAGGUAUAAAACUUCAAAAAUUAUAAAACUAAAUUUAAAGAAACUUCACUUUCUCUGCAACCCCAAAUUCUUAGAAAAAAGAGGUAGCCUUCAUUCUAACAUAUAAGAAGUUUGGAUGAUUAUUAUGCCAUUGGCAAUUUCUUAACAUUUACAAAAUUUGCGUUUACUCCAAAUAGAAUUAGAAUCUUAGCAAAACUCACUUGAGAAGAUACUUACAUGGUAUUUCUGAUGCAGGUAGUCAUUACUUGACCAAAUCCCAUAUUAGUAUAAGGCUACUGGACAUACAGAACAUUUUUACUGCUGCUUACUUAGUCUAAGUACUUACAUAAAAUGUUGGUUCUCCUGUUGGAAUUAUGAAGGGAGUAUAGUGUCUAUUUUAUAAUUGUAUUGUAAAAUUAAUAGCAUUUCAGGAAUAAGAUCAUGGAUAAUAAGAAUAAUAGCAAACACUUACUUGCUAGGCAUAAUUUUAAGUGUAUUACAUAUCUUUACUCAUUCAGUCCUGACAGCAGCCCUGUGAGGUAGGUGCUAUCUUUAUCCCCCUUUCACACAUGAGGAGACUGGUGCCUAGUGAUGUAAUAUAACUUGCCCAUGGCUCUGAUUACCGAACGGUGCUUCUCCCUUUUGUAGUCUCUCACAAUUCUACUUAAACAAUUGAGAAAUGUUUCCUUAAAGAUGACAGAAGGAUUUGAAAAUUCUUUACUGAAGGGUAGCCAGAGCUUGUAAGUCAUUUGGUUGUCUGUGACUGACCUGCAUUUAACUUAGCAUUAAGCCAAUUUUAAGUACCGGGGACACUGCAGAGACCCUCCCAGGAUAAUAAAAUGAUACAUCUUGCUCAUCUCAAAGUAAACAAACAUGGUUACGAUGAUUUGAACUGUUUAUAUCAGUAGAAAAGCAUAAGAAAAAUCUAUAUGCUUUCAUUUUUCUUAGCUACCUAAAUCCCAAAUAUGUAAAUGAUUUCUAUUUCUUUAAAUAUGUUAUUUCAUUUCUGUAUGGCUAAACUUUUUGCAUGGGAAAAUUCUCUUUAUAUGAAGUGUCCAAUAAGGUAUCUUUAAAAAGGUGUUUGACUUUCAUUUUGCUUCUAAGGGUUUGUCUCAGUCUGGGUCCAGUUGGGAGAGAGAAGGCACACAGUAAUUUGAACAGGGAAACUUUAAUAUAAAGAAUUAUUAACUAUGACGGGAUUGGAAUAAUGAGGGAUUGGCUCAUAAACAGAGAAAACUCUACCAGAUAAUAGGAGUAACAGAUAUAAGGAGUAGUUUAGACAGAGCACCCAGGGAAAACCUCCCCCACCCACCCUACAGCUCCGAACUUAGAUCCAGACUUUGCCAUAGGGUUUGUGCCAGGGAAUCUUGCUGGAGAUCCAUCCUCUAGGGUACUGGAGGAAUCUGUUUAGAAGGUGUCUCUCCAGCGACCCUCCAUUACAACAUGCCUGAGGGGAUUUCUGGGGGGAGCUGCUGGUGGCCGGGUGCCGCUGGCCAUUUGGUACUAUGGGCGCUCAGUGCUGGGGAGGCCUUGGGUUUGGGCGUUGGACACUGGAGCAGCUGCCCAUGCUGCACGAGCCUGCUGCUGGAGAAGCUGCGUAUGGGGGACCCUUGCUCUGCCGGGGACCUGGAUUCUGAGGAGCCUGCCAAUUGAACACACUGAAGGAGGAACAAGGCUCUUUCCUCCUGCAGUGCCUCUCCAGCGCCCUCUACUGAGAAAGCUUAAUAUCUUGCCAGCUACAAAGGAAGGAUAAAGGGCCCAAUUUGUUUUUACUGAGUAGACAUAUAGGAUGAAUUUAUAGCUGAGUCAAUAAAUUGAUAACUGGCAGUUAUAUUUGAUACCUACCAAGGCUUUCAUUAUUACCACAAAUUUAAUACCAAUAGAAUAGUCUUUCAGGGACUUCCUUGGUGGCGCAGUGGUUGAGAAUCCACCUGCCGGGCUUCCCUGGUGGCGCAGUGGUUGAGAGUUUGCCUGCCGAUGUAGGGGACACGGGUUCGUGCCUCGGUCCGGGAAGAUCCCACAUGCCAUGGAGCGGCUGGGCCUGUGAGCCAUGGCCGCUGAGCCUGCGCGUCCGGAGCCUGUGCUCCGCAACGGCAGAGGCCACAAUAGUGAGGCCCACGUACAGCAAAAAAAAAAAAAAAAAAAAAAGAAUCCACCUGCCAAUGCCGGGGACACAGGUUCGACCCCUGGUCCAGGAAGAUCCUACGUGCUGUGGAGCAACUAAGCCCGUGUGCCACAACUACUGAGCCUGCGCUCUAGAGCCUGUGAACCACAACUACUGAGCCCGUGUGCCACAGCUAUUGAAGCCUGCGUGCCUAGAGCCCGUGUUCUGCAACAAGAGAAGUCACCGCAAUGAGAAGCCGUCACACUGCAACAAAGAGUAGCCCCUGCUCACCGCAACUAGAGAAAGCUCGCACAAAGUAACGAAGACCCAACGCAGUCAAAAAUAAAUAAAUAAAUAAAUGAAAAAAAAAUCCUAUUAAAAAAAUAGUCUUUCAAGAAAGAGCUGGAUCAGAAUACUGAGGCUCAUUCCUUGACUGGAUAGACACUGAAUGCUAAUUGGUUUAUGGGUAUGAAUAUAGCAUCUUCUGCUUGAGAAGAUUAUAUAAUUCAGGUGUUUUACAUAUUGCUGGCCAUUUUAGAGUUCAUUUAACAGCACUGUCCUUAUAAUAUGCUAGUCAUGUAACCAAUUUCUAUCCUUAAUAAAAACUGACAUUUUAAUUUUCAAAA